Episyrphus balteatus (marmalade hoverfly) is the source of this 1944-nucleotide messenger RNA. RefSeq names its product protein quiver (gene qvr). Lineage: Eukaryota; Metazoa; Arthropoda; Insecta; Diptera; Syrphidae. The transcript has 7 exons. The record is from RefSeq and is a predicted model, not a curated record. Gene Ontology annotation, biological process: positive regulation of voltage-gated potassium channel activity; regulation of synaptic transmission, cholinergic; sleep. Bases 1065 to 1628 code for a protein of 187 amino acids.
CACGCAGUCAGUCUCCUUUUAAUUCUCAACCCUGAAGGAAUUCCAAUAUUUUUAUACUGCUUCACAGUUGUAUACUUGCACAACCCUCUUACAUUUGUGUAUAUACUUUUUUAUAGAACCUUAGAAAGGAAAAAAAAAUCAGAAAAAAUCCUUAAAAAUCUGCAAUUUCUGUUUUUAGAUAAACGAAUAAAAACGAAUUUUCAAAAAAAGAUAAAUUUUGUACGGGGGUGACAAAAGUAUCUAAGUGAAUCUAACAAAGUAUCGGAAAACUAGAAAAUUGUUUAAUUAAAUUUAUAUGUGCCAAACAAAUAAAAAUAAAAAAGUGUUCUUGUAAUCUAUAAUAAUACUUUCCUAAUACACAUCUAUCUAAGCUACUCAACACCGCAUUGCAGAUAAACAUAAAAUCCCCGUUAAGCCAAAUAAACAAAAAACAAAACAAAAAUAACUAUUGAAAAUGACACAUAGUGUACAUACAUAAAUAGUAUUUUAGUGUUUGAAAUAGAGUUGUUGAUGUCCUUUAUAUGCUAUUUAAACUUAUACAACAAACACAUAUACCUACCCAUCAAUUGAAAGAAACAUAAACCCUCUGAAAACUUAAAAGGAGAGAGAAUAUUAUAAUGCAUUUGCUGUAGCAUCAAACUAUAAUAAAAUUAUUGUCCACAUCUUUCAUCGAUGUUUUCAAAAUACACCUUCUUCAUUCAGCAAAAACAAAAUAACCAAGUAAGAGUUGCCACCUACAACAACAAAUUCCAACCAACAAUACAAACCAUCAUCAUCGAUUCCUACUACAUUGCCGUUUAACCUCGAUAAGUGAUUGUUAGAACUUCUGCUGUUGGCACACGCAUCGUUAAAGUGGGAGGAGAAAAAUCAAUACCAAGAGUGGACAUCUGGUUUGAAAAAGCGCUCUAAUACAAUAAACACAAUCUCACAUACAACCCCCCCUCCCCAAUCUGCUGCGACUACGCUAUACAGAGUGGACGGACUAUUUAAAACAUUAAAACGAGGAAGUGAGAGUUGACAGAGUAAACCAUCCCCCCUAUAUAAUUCCUAUAUAGCUUUUCACAAUGACCCUACUAAAACUAGGCAUAUGUGAUUAUUUAACCUCAAAAUGGAUUUUUAUGAUAGCAGUUAUUACGCUGAUAAUGAAAUUUUCUGCGGCAGAUAAUUGUUUUCCAUCCACAUUCGGGGUGCUUUUUUGGCUUUGGAUUCCACAGGUGUCAGCCGAAUGCCAAACUCGAUCAAUCUAUUGCUAUGAAUGCGACUCAUGGACUGAUGCACGCUGUCGUGAUCCCUUCAACUACACAGCUUUACCCAGGGAUCAACCACCUCUAACGACCUGCAAUGGAUGCUGCGUUAAAAUGGUGCGACACUCCAAAUCACCAUACGAAGUAGUUCGCCGAAUGUGUACGUCACAAUUACAAAUAAAUUUAUUUAUGGUCGAUCAUGUGUGCAUGAUGGAAAGUUCAGGCAAUGGACAUAUGUGCUUUUGUGAGGAAGAUAUGUGCAAUUCUAGUAAAAAUUUAUUACCAACAUUCAAUUAUAAUUUUCUUCUGUUAAUCCCAUUUUCUAUUAUUAUCCUUUUCAAACAACUACUAAAUCAACUACAUGUUCAAAUCAUUCAUAGUUAGAAAGAAAAAAAAAAGACAAUAGUCGUAGAUAAUUUUUUUUUUUUUGUAUAAUUUCAACUAAGUAGUUCUCGAGAAUAAUACGUCAUGUUUGUUAGAAUUUUAUUUUUUCAAAUCACAGCAAUGCUUUAAAAAAAAAAACCUUAUUAAAUAGAAUUGAUUUUUGUUGUUAUAUAGUUUGUAUUUUUAGAAGGAUAAAUCUAAAUAACUAUUCUAUAAACAAAUAAAUAUUAAAGUCAUUAAAAAGACCAAAACUAAAACGGUCUUCUAUGUAGAUUAUUAUUAAUAUACAUCACCGAACAAAUUUAACCUUCUAUUU